Molecule: messenger RNA, 3511 nt
Organism: Wallemia mellicola CBS 633.66
Lineage: Eukaryota; Fungi; Basidiomycota; Wallemiomycetes; Wallemiales; Wallemiaceae
Product: PIN domain-like protein
Exons: 5
Coding region: 14-2500 (828 amino acids)
Molecular function (GO): hydrolase activity, acting on ester bonds
Source: RefSeq, a predicted model, not a curated record
AAGAUAUCACAAUAUGGGUGUCAAGGGUUUGACCAGCUUUAUAAAGACGAACAAGCGCUCACUCGCUAAGGAACUCACAUUCUCCGCUAGAAAGGAGGGUGAUGACAGCGAGCGUACACCACUCGUAGUAGACGCCUGGGGUAUUAUCUACCCUCUCUACCGUCAAACUGAUGUUUCCUCUACCUUUGGUGGUAGCUUCCUCGACUAUAAGAAGAAUCUUAUACACCUCUUGGAGGCCUGGAGAAGCGUCGGUUUAGAGCCAAUCUUUGUUUUCGAUGGCUGUCCAUCCUCACAAAAGCACAAGACUAUGGUUAAUCGCUUAGAUCAAACGAACAAAAACUUAGAACUCUUCUGGCGUACAAACCCACAAUCAAGACAAUCAAUAGCACUCAACGCUGUACCACCACUCCUUGCAGAACUCACAGUUGAUGUUUUAAAGUCAACUAACGUUGAGUACAAAAUGGAAGAAUCUGAAGCUGAUUCCGCCGUCGUACAUAUUGCAAAGUCAAGAAACGGUCUCUGGGCAGGUGGUGACUCAGAUUUACUCAUCCACGAUGCAGAUGCGGAAACUCAAAUCGCUGAAAAGGGCGGUUACGCUCCUCUCUUAGAAAUGGAAUGGGUUGCUGAACGUCCAGAGGAACCUGCAGAUGAGGUUCCAGACGAAGAGGAUGAUGGUUUCGCUACUGUUUCAAAGGCUAAACACCCACGUAACAUCCGUAAAAAGGAAAAGUUCGCCGCAAAGGUUCAGACUACGCUCGAGGGUUAUGACACAACACAGAUUUUCAUUAGAUCACGUUUGUUUGCUCCACCAACAACUAAGAUUGUCGCUCUCAGAAUGGCUGUCUACGAUCCAAAGACUCUUGCUGAGUUUGUUGGCAUUAAGGCACUCCAUCUUCCACUUCUUGCUGCUCUUGUUGGUAACGACAGUUCACCACAAAUUCAAUCACACUACCUCCACCGUGGUACAAGACCUGAAGAGAGAAUCACUAGAGUUGCUAACGUCUUAAAGGAAUACUCAGGUGAAAAUGCACAGCAAUCACUCGUUGAAUAUGCUGUUCAACAACUCGUUGACCCAGAAACCGCUUCAGGUGUACAUGAAGAAAUCGCUGCUGAUGUUAUGAAGGCUUCAGCUGAUUACAUUGGUGUUGAAAAUGCAAACGUAUUCAGUGAAGAUAAAUUCGACAAGGAAAUCGUCGAAGCAUACAAAGCUGCUUACCUCGAUGGUAGACUUUCACCAAAAAUUUUGGAGAUUAUGCAAGAGAGAGUUUACUUCUGUCGUUUCAUUAUGGAAUUCAUUGAUGAACGUUCAUCUCACGUUGAAGUUGGUAGACACCUCCGCCAAUUCGCAUACAUGAUUACUUUGGCAACCUGUAAAGAAGAUCUUAGAUUCAAGAAGAUUGAAACUGUUGAAACUGUCGAAGAAGUUACUGAAGAAGAAAAGAAGGCAGCCGAGGAAGCCAAGGCCGAAGAACAAGGUGAAGAAGGUGCACAAGGUGCAGCUGCGGAAGUCCCAGAAGGUGAACAAGAUGAAAACGCAGAAGCACAACCACAAACUAAGAUUACUACAAAGACAGUUGAAUACGCUUUCAAUGCUGUCACUGAGUACACUCGUCAUGGUGUAACAACCACACCAGUCCCAGUUGAGAUUCCAUCAAUUGAGGAUGUCUUACCAGCUAAGAUAGAUGAGACCAAGAAGAUUAAGGAUGUUGCAAACGUACUCCCACCAUUCCCAACACCAACAAAAAAUUCACUUCAACUCUUACCACUUAGAGAGCGUUUGGCAUUAUAUUUAUCAGCACACUCUUCUUCACACCUUUCAGUUCCACUUGCUCAAGUUAUCGCAUCUGCACCAAACCUUACUCAAGAUAGACACGCACUUACAACCUCUGGUAAGAUUGUCAAGGGUGUUAAUGAAGAAGGUCCAAUCGGUGAUGCUUGUAAGGCAAUUCGUCCAUACGUUCCAUUCACUGCCGCCAUUCGCCAUAUCAUCUUGAGCGUCAGAGACAGCGCAAAAGCAUGGAACGAGGGUACACUUGAAGCUGUCAUUAACAUGGCUAUCAAGGUAUUCACUACCAAGGAUGAAAAGAAGGAAGAAAAGAAGGAAGAAAGUGAGGAAGAAGAACACGAAGAAAUUGUUCUCGAAUCACCAUCAGUUGAAAAUGUUCGUGCAGCAUCACAAGUAUUAUGUGCUCUUGAAAACAGUCAGAUUGUUGCAGACGCUUUGUUGCUCUCUGGAAUUGUCACACCAUGUCACACAUUCUUUGAUGGGCCAACCCUUCACCGUUAUUUCGCAGGUGUUGAAGAACCAGUUGACAAAACCCUCACUGCUAUCAUCAAAGAGUCAAUCCUCGAUGGUUGCCCAGAGCGUACUGUCACUGUCAAGAAAGUCAAGAAGAACAAGAAGGAAAAGAAGGAGAAAUCAGAUGAUAAAAAGGAGAAGAAGGAUAAGAAGCAGCCAGCCUCUAGAUACGAUAUUUUGGCUGCGAUGGGCAUGGAUUAAAUUGGGUAAAUUUCGUAGAUGUAUUUGUAAUUAAGUGCAAAAAGAUGCAUAAAUUUUUCAAACUUCAAAAAUGUUCAUGUAUUCAAAUAAAUUAAAGAAAUAACGAAAGUUGAUUGUCCACACAUAUGACCAGAUGAUAAAAGAAACUUGAUACGAUAUAGAAAAUAGAAAACAGCGUCGGCACUCUAGUCCAAGAGAGUGGUCUCGACGAGUAAACCAGUAACACGGUACGGAUCAAUAUUUGAAGCUGGACGACGAUCCUCAAAGUAGCCAUACCCUUGUUCAGCUACGUGACGAGGGAUACGGAUUGAGCAGCCACGAUUAGCGACACCAGAUGAGAAUUCAGUAAUUUUACCAGUCUCAUUCUUGCCGGUUAAGCGGAGUUCAUUGCCCUCUCCGUAUGCAGCGAUAUGCUCGAUGUGCUUGCCUUCAAGCUUCUUGAUCAUUGUUUCAAUAGCUUUCAUACCAGUACCUGGCAUUCUCGUGGAAUUCACUGAGAAGUUUACGUGAGCCCCGCUACCUGCGAGAUCCAUCUUAGGGAAGAGCUUUGGAUGGAAAGUGAUCUUGACGUUCCAAUCUUCAGACAUACGAUGUAAGAUAAAUCUUGCGAGCAUGAGCUGGUCUCCCAUUUCAAUACCAGAACAUGGACCAACUUGGAAUUCCCAUUGUGAUGGCAUAACUUCAGCAUUUAUACCAGAAAUCUUGAUUCCAGCAUACAAACAAGCGCGAUAGUGUGCUUCGAUGAGAUCACGGGCAAAGAUCUUUCCAGCACCAACACCACAGUAAUAAGGUCCUUGUGGGGCAGGGAAACCAACCCUUUGGCCAUCCAAGUGGAUAAUUGUCUGUGUCGAGGAUGGUGUAUUCUUGCUCAAUACCGAACCAAGGUUCUUCGCCCUUGGCGAGGUCCAUAGUUUUCUUAGCGUGGUGGCGGUAGUUGGUCUUGUUUGGUGUACCGUCACUGUUGUAGCAUUCGGUUACCAGAAUGUUGUCACCUCCGCGGAAUGGAUCUCU